Messenger RNA from Lineus longissimus, 5738 nucleotides. RefSeq names its product transmembrane ascorbate-dependent reductase CYB561-like. The record is from RefSeq and is a predicted model, not a curated record. Gene Ontology annotation, molecular function: oxidoreductase activity. Lineage: Eukaryota; Metazoa; Nemertea; Pilidiophora; Heteronemertea; Lineidae. Bases 180 to 938 code for a protein of 252 amino acids. The transcript has 6 exons.
AGUAAAACUAAAUCUUUAUCAUUUUUGUGGAGACCUCCUCUUCACUUUAUCAAAUUUAACCAAUAUCUGGUGUUUAUAUUCACCGGUUUCGCUGCAGUCUACCAUAUAAGGUGCUACUGUUUCGACAUAGGGACAUUUCUCAGUGGUUUUGAUCUCCAUAUCUCCUGCCUGAGCCAACAAUGGACAAAGGAACGUACGACUCUCUCGGCCAACAGCAGACGGCAAACACUAAGGUGUUCACGUGGUGGGUUCUCUUGGCUCAGGUUUCUGGCCUAACGGCUGUUGUGCUGGUAGCAGUAUGGAUGGGCCAUUUCCGUGGUGGAUUUGCCUGGACAGAAAAGCCUGGCAUAGAAUUCAACUAUCACCCUCUCUUCAUGAUCAUUGGUAUGGUGUUCCUGUACUCUGAUGCUAUUCUAGUGUACAGGGUGUUCCGUAAUGAACGCAAGCUGUACAUCAAGAUCCUUCACGCUGUUCUUCAUAUCCUGGCUCUCAUCUUUGCCGUCGUUGCUCUGAAGGCUGUCUUCGACUCUCACAACUUGCCCGCAAAGCCAUUUGCUAACCUUUACAGUCUGCAUAGCUGGGUUGGACUUACAACUGUUAUUCUGUUUGGUCUUCAGUGGGUAUUUGGCUUCUCAAGUUUUCUGUUUCCUGGCUUGAGUGCAGGUUUUCGUGCACUGGUCAUGCCUGUGCACCGAUACCUGGGCGUUGCUAUAUUCGCGAUGGUUAUCGUAUCAGCCAUUUCUGGAAUUACAGAAAAAGCUAUUUUCUCGAUCGCCGGUGAAUACUCCAAGAAAGGCACAGAGGCAAUUCUAGCAAACUGUCUUGGUCUCGUUCUUGUCUUUCAUGGUCUUAUCGUAGGAUACAUCAUCACAAACUCAAACUGGAAGCGACAACCACUGCCAGAAGAGGAGACGAUGCAGUUGACAGGAACACAGUAGGGGCAACACGAUAAUAGUGACAUUAUUGUAUGGCGUUCUUGAAAUAAGAUGAAUAAGGUCGAGGUGUCAUGAUGUCCGGGAAAUUCUCAAAAGAGUGGGAGGUUUUAGAAAAAAUUUAGUUUUUAGAAGCACUUUUUCCCCUGAGGUGGUCAGAUCUGUGAAGUAUUGGCACAACAUUUGAUUUGUUCCUCAAUUGUUCAUAGGAUGGGCAGUAAAUCAUGCUCGUCCCGCAUCCCCCACACUUUCCGCUGCACACUUCAGUUAGUGAUUCGUUUGAAUUAUUAAGUAUAAUCCUGAAUUACACACAAAGAAGAGAAUAAAUGUCAGAAAAGAAAAGGUUUAUAGAUUCUGUACCAUUUCCAAUGUAUAGCCCUCAAAAUCUUUUCAUGAUAUUUAAUGAUUAUUUUAAAAAAAAUUGAAGUUUACUUCUCAUGAACUAGAUUGUUGUAAGAAAUUGUUAGUCUCCCUACCUGUGUUGGCGUCUUUAUAUCCCCAGUGUCCCAUCAAAAUGUUGUUUAUAGUUGUGUUUCGAGCGGGUGAUUGAAAACAUAAUAUCUUCAUUGCUCCACCCUGUAUCACCUGAGGAGCCUUAUGAGUGCCAGGCCAUGUUUGCAUACAUCAGCAAAAAGUGGUGCCCCCAAAUUCUGGUAUGACACUUCAGGACUUGAAUAUUAAAACAUUAUGUUGCCUUCAUUCGCAUGGUUCAGAAUUUGCAUGGAGCAUAAAUGAAUUGUUCAUAUUUUUGCUGAAACACGUCAGACUGGCUGUCAUUCAUUAAAAAACAAUUUGUGAUCAAAACGUGUGAUUGUCUUGGGAAGAUUUCCUGAAAAUCUGAAGAUCAUUUUGCUCAUCUUCGGCUGUGAAAUUAUAACAUUUCUAAUUUUGUGUAAAAAUUUGAUGUUAAAUGUGUUAAUUGUGACUCGGAAUCAUGAGACUUCCCUUCAAUGUAGUGACCUUGACAGUUCCUGAAAUCGUGUGACCUUGACCUUUCCUGAAAUCUUGUGACCAUGACCUUUCCUAUAUAUUUGACCUUCCUAGAACAUUGUGACCUCUCCUAACAUCUUGUGACCGGGACCUUUCAUGAAUAGCCUUGGAUUUUCCUAACUCUUAGGUGCUGUUGACUGGUAGUUUUCUUCAUCUUCUCCUAAUAACAAUUUUGAGAUAUCAGCAUAGGACUCUUAUGAAUGAUUUGACAGUAUCUCAUGCCAGAUACUCUCGUGGUCUCUUGCUAUGCUUGGCAGGGCUAAGUUAGCUCUCUCCUUUGUUGUCUGAAAUGCCUAGUGUGGCUACAACAUGUACAAUGUUAAACCUGUCGGGUCUUUAUAUUCCCUAGACUUCCCUGAAAACCGGCAUAUGCAACACAAGGCUUGCCGGAUUCUUGGCUAAUUUCUCCAGUGUGUAUGAGUCAUCAGGAUGCUUAUUGGGAAUAUUAACCCCGACUGCCUUAUGUGGUGUUACUCCUGCUAUGGUCUGAUGGUGUCUUGCAGUCCGCAGUCCAUGAUCCAUCAUAAAAGGGUUGGUUUCAAAAUCUGACCUGUUGCAUGAAAACAAAAAGGAUCGCCUCUAACUUUGAAACUUUGAAACUUAGGUAAAGAGAUGACUAAAUUGAUUUGAGAAGGAGAUAUUAUUCUGCAUUUACAGGUGAACAGGUCACUUCUAACAGUUUUCCAUAUGGAGGAGCAAUAGUCUCUCGGGAUGCCAAGAUUGCCCCCCCCCCCUCUAAAAAAAACUUGCAUGUACCAAGCUUAGUUCACAACUAAAAAAAUUGAGAACAUUUCUGCUGGAAUUUAUCAUUUUUGUUGUGACGUCAGGUUUUGGACUGGCCCCAGAGAAUCUUCAUAGCCACUGGUUGUUGGUGCUACAUUACAUGGAAUCAUAAAGUUAAUGUUGUUUACUGGUGUAAAUAAAUCUCCCGUAAUGAUUUGACCUCAUAAAGAUGCCAACAAACUUAUCUCAGAAAAUUUUAGGUCUCUCUUUGGGCCAUCCCAUAUCCCCUCUAUCUAUUCCCUGUCUGUGUGUAUAUCCAAAGAUAUGGUACAGAAUGGUACGAAAGCAACAAGGUGGGGAUUUUGGACUUUUAGGGGCAGGGUGAUCUUUCAUCAUAAUUAUAUUGUUUACGUUUUAUCAACCAGUGAAAUAGAAAGCUAUCAUUCCAUUUUGUAAUUGAUGUAUUUGUCCAACCAGUGAAAUGGAAAUUUAGCAAUUCAUUAUAAAUCGAUUUACUUUAUCAACCAGUCAAACCCAGGUUCUUAAAGGAUAUUUUACAUUUUGAAAAUGAAGAGAGUACAUGUACUCUGCUAGAUCAUGUUUAUUUUUUGGUGGUUUUAGUUAUGGGCUUGAAAAAAAUCUAGUCUUAGUCAUUGUGAAAAAAAACCACCAGUCUUUGAAAUAAUCAUAAUGAAACAAUAGCCUGGUUGUUCAAAACAGAUUUUGUCAAUAAAACUUUGUUAACUUAACAUGGUGUUAUCUCCUUCAGUUCAGUCAAUUAGACGUGACACCCUGUGAAAGAUCAUACCAAGUAGGUAAACACCAGCAUUAGUUGAAAAACCUGUUUUGAACAACUCGGCCCAGUAUAUAUAUAAAGUGCACUGCCUAUCUGUACAAGUGUCAAUAUACAAGCACACUGAUAUAGUCCAUGUAUUAGCAUGCUGGAGUCAACAAUUGUAUACUUAUAUUGUGUUCUGGUGUUGAUAUUGUUUAGACUUGUACUUGCAUUGUAUUAGAAUGUCAUUCUUCUUGAUUUGAUAUGUGAUUAAUCUUGGGAUUUUAAAAUAAGCUAUUUGAUGUAGUUUUCAUGAAUUUUGGUAUAUAUUUGAUGAACAGAAGUAUUAGAAUUCUGAAUGAAUGGCCUUCGACGAAACUGACGACCAACCUCGCCAUAAUUAUAUUUGAGUUCUGUAAACUCGUCUUCUGCCAUAUUCGUGAAAGUUUUCCCAACACUUUAGCAAUAGCUUUCGAUGUAGUUGUUUCUAACUGCUGAUUCAAGUGCCACCUAUUGUUUUGUUUUGGUAAAGGCAUGGUAUGGUCUUGUCUUAUCGUAUUGGUCUGAUUUACCCUAGUGGGGCAAUUUGGAACCAAUCCAACAGACUUCUUGGACAAUCAGUUGUUAUCUUACAGUCUUGUCCUGUUGCGAGUAAUGUUGAAGACCAUAACAAGCUGUGUAUUUCCAUUGAAAAUGUUAUAUUUCUAUGCUGUGGACAUAUAUAAAGGAAGUAUAUAUUAUAAAAGAAAUAUUAUAAACAGUGAAUCAAAUCACUCAUAUCAUUGUUGUAUGUGGUGAAAAAAAGUUAUAUAUUUUUGUGCGUUAGUCGUAUUGAAAUUAUAGAUAAGAAGAUUUGUCAAUGAUAUUCAUUGUUCACUUUUUCACUUGAUUUGAAGGUAUUAGUCUCCAUUAGAUGGCUAGUUCUGUUCGUGAUAUCAAAUUUGAAAAGAUGUCUUCAUGAUGCGGUUUGAAAAGAGGUCAUAUCAUCGACAGGGGUUGAUUAUUGGACCAAUCUUGUUCACUCUCUUGAUAAAGUCGCCUCUCAAUUUGUUCCUGAAGUGAAAAGUGAAAAAUAAAUAUCAGUUCUUGUUGUAAAAUUGUCAUGAAUGUAUAUUUUGUAAACUAGUCUCCAUGACGGCAUUUAUAUUGUUGCAGUGGUCAGUGUAGGUUUCAAUUGGUGUGUAAAUAAGACCCAGUUUUAAGCUGGGGUAAAAAAUCUUUACCUGAUAAUUGGAACAAUCUCCGUCUCAAAAAAAUGGACAAUUUUCUUUCAUCUCUUUCAUUAACUUUGUUGAAGAGGGCAAUUGGGAUGAGCUAGGGGCUCCUUAUACUGGUCCUCUUGUAAGUGGUGCAUGUACUGGGUUUUGUUUGGCUUAGUACAAGAAAUAAUUCAUAUUCAAACUUGAUUGGUGCAGGUGCAUUGUGAGAUAGUGGAGGCGCCUUUUGGCGACUUUUUGAACAAAAACAAGUUGUUCGUACUUCAUGCUGUUCUUUUAAGUAUCAUCAGGUAUCUGACAGGCUGUAUUUUUAAAGAUGGUCUGAAAAAAUAAAGUUCGUCAGAGACCUGUUAUUAGGAACUUUGAAAGAAUCUCCUAGUUGUUUCUUUUCUAAAACCUCAGUUUUGGCACCUUUACUUUAGAUCGCAAUUCCGUUGUGCAUGUUGAGUUAGAUCCAAAUUAGAUUCUUUUAUGAAUGAAUGUGGUUGUCAGGUAUCGAUGCUGCUCUCCCUGAGGUUGAUGGAAUCUUCUUUCUGUAGCAUUCAUUAAGCACCUUAAAUUGUUUGCAUGACUGAUAAAAUCACUCACUCGGUUGUGAGGUAGAGCCACAUUGCUUGUGUUAUCAGGCACUGUCACAUUAGGGACUGAAACUUGUAUUACUGUAAUUACCCAGUAAUAAUUGCGGGCUUUGCUUUUUGCAUUUGCAGAUCGCGACAUAAAAGCCUAUGAAGGAGAUGAACCUUGAAUGUUGUAUCUCUUUGUAGUAAAUGAUUGCUGAUUCCACCAACUGAGGUCAUUGGUAAACGGAUAGAUCAGAUAAUUUGUCUGUGCAUUAGAAAGUAUUUGAACAAAUUGAUCAUUUAUGUAUAAUGUAAUAAAACAUCGGUGUUUUGUGUUUGUACAUGUAUAUUUAUCAGUGAGAAGAGUGAGCUCUUCUGUGAGCUGUGGAAGCCAGCCAACAUUGUCAAUUUGGAGUGUUGGGAAUUUUUUUCUGCACCUCGUGGAAGAGCUGUUGUUGUGAUUGUAAUAUUGUGCUGUGAUUAACUUCUGGUUGAUCGAUAAAGUGGAAAUAUCAUUAUCAGUAAAUAGUUUGGUUGUUAA